This is a messenger RNA of Penicillium argentinense, 3744 nucleotides long. Its product is annotated as HECT-type E3 ubiquitin-protein ligase. Gene Ontology annotation, molecular function: protein binding; ubiquitin protein ligase activity. Lineage: Eukaryota; Fungi; Ascomycota; Eurotiomycetes; Eurotiales; Aspergillaceae. The transcript has 3 exons. The coding region runs from base 1 to 3744 and encodes 1247 amino acids. The record is from RefSeq and is a predicted model, not a curated record. Gene Ontology annotation, biological process: protein polyubiquitination; ubiquitin-dependent protein catabolic process.
AUGUUCCAGUCAUUCACCGGCAACUCUCGUCGCCCGAGGCAGGUGAACCUCAGCGGCCGCACCAACAAUCCCUUUGCUGCAUUCCCCGGCAGCUCGCCAGCCCGACCGACCCCUCAUGCCUCAAACCCUCAAAGUGCGGUCGCCAUUGCACAGCAGGAGCGCCUGCAGCGUCAGCGGGAUAGGGAGAAACAGAAUGCGUCCCGCGUGAUACAGCGAUCCUGGCGGGGUCACCGCAGCAGGACGCACACAUAUGCUUUGUGGAGAUUGGAAUGGGAUAAAAACGAGCGGGAGAUGACAGACGCUAUGGAUUUGAUGGCGGGCGUCGAAGCAUCGGCCGAUGAUAAUGCUUUCUCGUCUCGCCGCUCGAUGCCUUAUGCUACGGGGGACCAGUGUUUGUCUCAGCUCCGGCUGUUGGUCCAAUUUGUGUCUUCUCGAAAGCGAGAUGACAUUCUUCGUCUGGUCUAUUUUGUAGAUGCGUUCGAGCAGACCUUCAGGACCCUCCCUACGAUCGCUGCGGAAGGAGAAUGGACCAAGCUACUCAAGCGCCUGGCGAUGGCGGUGCUAAGGGUGCUGAGCUCGGCAUCGAAGUCGCAUGUUCCUUCCACCGCGUUGGAGCCUCUUCUCCGAUCGGUCAUGUUCCUUGCAGGCUUGAUCCCCAAACAAAUGGCAAACGUGGCAGACGUCUAUUACAAUGCGAUGGCCUUCCUGACGAAGAACUUUUCCAAGCUUCAGCUCCAAAGACAGGAACCGGAGUCUGACAAGCGAGAGGAGGGACUCGACCCUGAUCUCCUCCAGGAAGCUGUUCUCGCUCUCCUACGUCCGAUCACCUCAGAGACAAUGUCAGCGUAUGAAUCACUCGCGACAUCAUAUCUUACAAUUCCCAAUCUUGAAAACUACCUCGGAAAGCUGGAUGGCCUGGCUACUCAGAUUAACUACAGGAUGCUGGCCCUGGCCGUGUCUGGCUGUCUAUCGGAGGCUACCCAGAAAGGCCGCCCACUGGAUGAUACCCAAGCUCGUACCUGGUUGCUUUCUUACCUGAUCUUCUUUCAACGUCAUGCGCUUGGAACGCACGCGAACUCCCACGUCCCGGAACUGGAGUUUGUGACUGUCGUGUCGGAGCUAUUGACUCUGACGGCCACGCAUUUGAUGCAGGGGUUGGAGGUGGAAGAUCCAAGCGAGGUCGACCUGCCAAAAGGGGUCCGCCCGUUGCACCCAUUCAUCAAAGACCAAGUCACUGGUCUUGUCAACCAAGGUAGUGUGACUGGUCUCCUCUCCCGGAUCCGAAGCCCCCGCCAUCUUCAAACAGGCCUGACAAGCCACUCGGACGAGUCGAAGAAAGCUCGCAUUCUUGCUACAUAUGCAUUGAAUCUGCUCAGAAUCUUUCCACGACGAGGUGACGAUAUUCGAAUGUGGCUAUACCUGGGCUCAGCACCGUCCGGAGAGCAGGUGCCGGGCCAAUUAGAUGCCAAAAUCCCAGCGAUCAAAUAUUUCUGGCAGGCAUCUCGGUCUAGCCGGAUCUUUCAGACAAUCAGCGGUGAUUCGACGAAGGUUCUACCGUUGCUCCAGCUGCCCGAACAAGCGAAAGAGCCGAUCAACAUGCCUCAGGAUCAACGCGACCAGGAAUGGACCACGAUCUUGCUCUUUCUUGAACUCUUCACAUUUGUGUUGAAGGUCAUGGAUGACGAUGAAUUCUUCUCGAGUAUCUCCGCUUUCCCGCCAGCCGAAAGUACGAAGAUUUCAUGGACGAGAGAAAGCGCCCUACCAUUGACCGAUAUUAAGGACAUGACGAUCUUUCUGAAGAAUCUUGCCUUUACCCUUUACUGGAACGCUGUGGAUCUGAACGAACCCGAGCUUCGUCCAACAGCUGUUAACCUAAGCAGCUAUUUCAACAGCGCCUCGCAGUCAUCCGGAUCUUCUGCACCCGUUCCGAGUGCUGCGGACUUGGAAGCAAAAGGGCAGAAUAACUAUCUUCCUGGGGUGACCGGAAUCCCGUUGGAGUACUUCAAGGGACUUGUUACUGGUUUGCUCCGCAUGCUGCAUGAACGAGAUUCGCGCCGAAAGUUCCUUCCUCCAGACCACUGGCUUAUGACGAGUCAGUUUGACAUGGAGGGCUUUAUCCCCGCUGUUGUUCUUGAAGAAGAAAGGAGACACGAAGUCCAAGCACGAAUGGAGGAUCCAGAAGAAGCCGACCUAAUGGAUGAUGAAUCGAACACCCCUUACGGCCUGGCCGGUGCCGGUCAUGCUCAGCAAACUAUCCGACUGGAGUCCCUGCGUCGCCAUCAGCAGCGAGUUGCUCGAGGAAGAGUUCUCGCAGCUAUUGCACCACGGCUUGAAAUCCUCCGAAAUAUGCCCUUCUUCAUCCCGUUUGCCACCCGUGUUCAAAUCUUCCGCCGCUUCAUUUAUCAUGACCAGCACCGGCGACGUCAUGGAUUUGUUGACCCUGACGCAUGGCGUGCAUCGGUUGUACAGGCUGCUAUGGGGCAGAUGGUGAACGGCAAUCCUUCUUUCCAGGAUGUUUUAGCCCGCCAUCAAGCCGAAAUCCGGAGAGAGCAUAUGUUUGACGAUGCACUGGCCCAGUUCUACCCGCUCGGCGAUGGCCUCAAAGAGCCCAUUCAAAUCAGCUUCAUUGAUCGUUUUGGAGCAAUGGAGGCUGGUAUUGAUGGUGGAGGUGUGACCAAGGAAUUUCUGACCAGUAUUACAUCCGAAGCCUUCAAGACCGAGAGUAACUUCAACAUGUUCUCUGAGAACGAUCAGCACUUGCUGUACCCGAAUCCAACCGCUGUUGCACAAUGCACUGAGCAGUACUACGAAAAAUGCCGGAGAACUGGCAUCAGCGAGUCGAGUGCGGAGAGCGCAGGGCACGUCCGCGAACUACUCCGCCGGUAUGAGUUCCUUGGUCGGGUGAUCGGGAAGUGUCUCUACGAAGGCAUCCUCAUCGAUGUUCACUUCGCGCCGUUCUUCCUGUUGAAGUGGGCCCUGACUGGAGGUACGGGGUCGGCGAUGAGGGAAUCAUCCUACCGGGCCAAUCUGAACGAUUUGAAGGACCUUGACCAGGGAUUAUACCAAGGACUCCUCCAACUGAAGAACUAUUCCGGAGACGUGGAGGACUUCGCGCUGGACUUCACCGUUACUGAUACCAUCCCGAUGCCCGACUCGACAAAUCGAACCGUGACAAAGGAAUUGCGAUACAAUGGCUCAAAGACGCCGGUGACGAACCAGAACCGACUGGUAUACAUAUCCUAUAUUGCUCGAUACCGUCUCCAGGUUCAGCCCUCUAUGCAGACCAACGCUUUUCUGCAAGGGCUUGGGCAAAUCAUUCAGCCUGCCUGGCUGUCCAUGUUCAACCAGACGGAGUUGCAGACCCUUGUGAGUGGCGAGACUGGAGAUAUUGAUGUGGAGGACCUGCGGCGCAACACGCUAUAUGGCGGCGUGUACACAAUCGGGGACGAUAACGAGGAGCAUCCGACAAUCAAGUUGUUCUGGCAGGUGCUGCACGAAAUGAGCAACGAAGAGCGGCAGAAGGUGUUGCGAUUCGUGACUUCGACUCCUCGUGCUCCACUGCUUGGGUUCAGCCAUCUGAAUCCCCGGUUCAGCAUCCGUGACUCUAGCGAUGACGAGGAGCGACUGCCAAGUACCAGCACUUGCGUCAAUCUGUUGAAGUUACCUCGUUACUCGACAGCCGCUGGGCUACGCAGCAAGCUGUUGUAUGCGGUGAGCUCGGGAGCAGGGUUCGACCUGAGCUGA